Prionailurus viverrinus (fishing cat) is the source of this 888-nucleotide messenger RNA. RefSeq names its product retinal G protein coupled receptor (gene RGR). Gene Ontology annotation, cellular component: membrane. The coding region runs from base 1 to 888 and encodes 295 amino acids. Gene Ontology annotation, biological process: G protein-coupled receptor signaling pathway; phototransduction; visual perception. Lineage: Eukaryota; Metazoa; Chordata; Mammalia; Carnivora; Felidae. The record is from RefSeq and is a predicted model, not a curated record. The transcript is spliced from 7 exons. Gene Ontology annotation, molecular function: G protein-coupled receptor activity.
AUGGCAGAAUCUGGGUCCUUGCCCACCGGCUUCGGGGAGCUGGAGGUGCUGGCUGUGGGGAUGGUGCUGCUGGUAGAAGCUCUCACCGGCCUCUGCCUCAAUAGCCUCACCAUCCUCUCUUUCUGCAAGACCCCGGAGCUGCGGACCCCCACCCACCUGCUGGUGCUGAGCCUGGCUCUGGCGGACAGUGGGAUCAGCCUGAAUGCUCUCGUGGCAGCCACAUCCAGCCUCCUCCGUGUCUCCCACAGGCGCUGGCCCUAUGGCUCCAACGGCUGCCAGGCUCAUGGCUUCCAGGGCUUCGUGACGGCGUUGGCCAGCAUCUGCAGCAGCGCAGCCAUCGCCUGGGGGCGCUAUCACCACUACUGCUCGCGCAGCCAACUGGCCUGGAAUACGGCCAUCUCCUUGGUGAUCUGUGUGUGGCUGUCUUCUGCCUUCUGGGCAGCACUGCCCCUCCUGGGCUGGGGCCACUAUGACUAUGAGCCGCUGGGGACGUGCUGCACCCUGGACUACUCCAGGGGGGACAGAAACUUCACCAGCUUCCUCUUUACCAUGGCCUUUUUCAACUUCUUCGUGCCUCUCUUCAUCACAUUCAUAUCCUAUCGGCUCAUGGAACAGAAACUCAGAAAGACUGGCCACCUCCAGGUGAACACCACUCUGCCAGCCAGGACACUGCUGUUCGGUUGGGGCCCCUAUGCCCUCCUGUACCUAUAUGCCACCAUCGCGGAUGUGAGCUCCGUCUCCCCCAAGCUGCAAAUGGUGCCGGCCCUUGUUGCCAAAACGGUGCCCACGAUCAAUGCUAUCAACUAUGCCCUGGGCGGCGAGAUGGUCCACAGGGGGAUUUGGCAGUGCCUCUCACCUCAGGGAAGCGGGCUGGACCGAGCCCGGUGA